Molecule: messenger RNA, 1743 nt
Organism: Capronia epimyces CBS 606.96
Lineage: Eukaryota; Fungi; Ascomycota; Eurotiomycetes; Chaetothyriales; Herpotrichiellaceae
Exons: 4
Coding region: 1-1743 (580 amino acids)
Source: RefSeq, a predicted model, not a curated record
AUGCCCGCACUUUCUCCAGCCUUGCUGGGGGCCACUCUAGCUGGCCGAGAGGCCAUGGCCACCACCGCGAACACUACCAACGAAGCUCUCCAUGUUGUAUGUGCAUGGCCACUGUCUGGCGCCCUCGAUAUGGACGUCUACGGAGCAUUCCAGCUAUGUUCGGUCGGUGUCCUGGCCGCACCAGUGACAGCCAGGAUGUCUCAUACGUACUCCCAUGCUACCGGUUCAAAUAUCAUCUUCUUUUGGACCGGCCUCAUUCUUGCAGGACUAUUGAGCUUGACGGUCGAGUUCUUCCGCACUGAUGCCUCCGACUGUCUGCACGAUGAUUCUGGCGGCCCAAUCUCCCCCAGCGCUAGCAAAUUCCAGUACAACAGCCAGUGCGGCCUCACCUGCACGAUCGAACUAGGCCCGCACUCCCCGCUGCGAGGGGGCUCGGCUAAUAACAUCUAUGUGAUACCUGCUCCAGACAGGCUCACCUUUGGCACGGCCGUUCUCCUCGCAUCUGCCUGCUGCAUCCCCGCCAUCCUUUCGCUGAUCUCCAUGUGGAACAAGGUCUUGGAGAUCAAUGGGAAGAAUCGCUUCAGUGAUCGAAACAAGGAAGAUGAGCUUGACGAGCCGAUCUCUGGCACCAACGGUGCCACUCUGAAGAAGAUGAGGGCAAUCAACAGCGCAAUCAGCCGGUUUCUGGAGGCCGUGCAGAUCCCCAUGACGGGUGCUGCAGUACUAGCUAUCGUCAUUACGGGUGAGAGGAACUUCUUUAGUCCUCAGGUCCUGUACCAGACCGAGCCUAUCGCCAGUAUCGGCCAGUGGGCCCCGAUUGCCGGCACCGCACUCGCCGUUUUGGGCUCGCUGUACGUCGUUCUGGCCGUAAAAUGGCAGGCUGUCAAGUGUGAAGCGGACCCAAAAGCUCCCGUGAAACAAUGCACAUGCGGGACCGAAGGACACGGCCUUGGCCUGUUUCCAAGUCUCUCCAUUACGACCGCCGCUGGGAACGCCCCAGUCCUACACCGCGGUCCUUCAGAUGGUGAUGGGAGUGCCUUGGCGCAGCCUGUGCGUAGCGCUGAUGAGCCUCCUUUGGACCAAGAUCCGCAAAACGACGUUCUGGAAGGACAGGAUGCGGGGAACAGACUGAAAGUAGCCAACGCUUUGAACAAGAUUGUCCGUUACAUCGGCACAGCCUCACACGACCGAUCAGAUGUCUGGGAGUGGAGGAAUGGACUCGCGGGAGGCUACCCCCUCACUCCAGGGGAAGAGUUUUUAGAUGCCGGAAGAGUUCGGAAAAUCAUAAAGCACGACAGUCAGGGCCGGAGAGCCGACGGGAGCGUUUCUCCCAUGCAUCGCGCGCAGUCUCCGAGCCCACGGAGCUUGAACGGCAGCAUGACUUCCAGAAAUGGUCUUGAAGGUAGCUCGACGACGCCCAGAGGAGCCUCGCCUCAAUCGCCACAAUCUCCGGACGGGGUGCUACCUAUCUUAUCGCCUACGACAUCUCCAACAACGGAACCUGGGACAGUGUCGACGGGACGAACUUUGUCCGAGUCGACCGUAACUAGGCCCCAUCAGCGACGGGACACGCUUCAGGUGCCACCGACGAGCUUUCACAGUCCUACGCGGGAGACCUAUUCCGGCCCCUCGAGCGCGAAUAUGCCUGAGGGGCAGACUUCACCCACUAUCGUGAUCUCGCCCUCCCUCGACACACGCUUCCCUGCAGAUGGAAUGUUUGGCGAGCCACGAACACUGCCUUGA